AUCGGGACGAAAGGCGGAAGGUCUUUUCCCGGGAAGAAGUGAGCAGAUCAAAAAAAGGAACCUAAAGAUGUCAGCAGUCAUAGUGGUGCAUGGUGGGGCGUGGGCAAUACCAGAGGAACUGGCCAAGGCUUCUGUUGAUGGAGUAAAGGUUGCAGCAUGUGAAGGGUUUUCUGUACUGAAAAGAGGAGGAAGUGCCCUGGAUGCUGUUGAGGCAGCUGUGAGGGCUCUGGAAGAUAACACUGUGUUUAAUGCAGGGCACGGAGCAGCACUAAAUGCAGAUGGAGAGGUAGAGCUGGAUGCCAUUAUCAUGGAUGGAAGGACACUUGCCAGCGGUGCCGUGUCUUCAGUGAAGAACAUUGCCAAUCCUGUGUCACUGGCACGGGCUGUGAUGGAAAAGACAGCCCACGUCAUGUUGACAAGCAGAGGUGCAAACCUGUUUGCAGAGAGCAUCGGCAUGGCCACGGUCCCCACUGAUGCACUGGUGACUGAGAUUGAGAGGAAGGAGUGGAUGAAAAACAAGAAUUAUGUAACUGGAGUAAAUGAGGAUUUUAACUCUCAGUGGGCCCAUGAUACUGUUGGGGCAGUUUGUGUGGACUCUGCUGGCAAUGUUGCAUGUGCAACAUCAACUGGAGGGAUCAGAAAUAAAAUGGUUGGCAGAGUGGGAGACUGUCCCAUCAUUGGCUCUGGAGGAUAUGCAGACAACUUUAAUGGUGCAGUGUCUUGUACCGGUCAUGGAGAGUCUAUUCUUAAAGUCACAUUGGCCAGACUCAUUCUUUCACAUAUUGAACAAGGUAAAUCAGUCAAAGAUUCUUCUCAGUUGUCUCUGCAGUACAUGGGAAACCGAGUCCGUGGAGCAGGAGGUGCUAUUGUAGUUUCUCCGUCAGGACAGUGGGCAGCCACCUUCACCACAGAACGCAUGGCUUGGGCAGCAGUAGAUCAUGAGGGUCUGUGGUAUGGAUUAGACCCAAAUGAAAGACUAAAAGAGCAGUUACCCCAAUAA
Anoplopoma fimbria (sablefish) is the source of this 1000-nucleotide messenger RNA. RefSeq names its product isoaspartyl peptidase/L-asparaginase. Gene Ontology annotation, molecular function: asparaginase activity. The transcript has 7 exons. NCBI's taxonomy places the organism in Eukaryota, Metazoa, Chordata, Actinopteri, Perciformes, Anoplopomatidae. The coding region runs from base 68 to 1000 and encodes 310 amino acids. The record is from RefSeq and is a predicted model, not a curated record.